Rosa chinensis is the source of this 743-nucleotide messenger RNA. RefSeq lists its product as uncharacterized. Bases 291 to 743 code for a protein of 150 amino acids. The record is from RefSeq and is a predicted model, not a curated record. NCBI's taxonomy places the organism in Eukaryota, Viridiplantae, Streptophyta, Magnoliopsida, Rosales, Rosaceae. The transcript is spliced from 3 exons.
AACUUGCAGAGAUAAGUAUAGAGUCGGAAAAUAGUCAAGCUAGCAGCAGUAUUACCAAAUCAUUAAAUGUUUAUGCCCCAAAUCUGAAGUAUUUUAAAUGGUUUGGGAAUUUGUUGAAUUACCAAAAUUUGGGGAAAUUUAUUUGUUUAGAAAAAGCUCAUAUCUUUCUGAAGCAAAAAGGAGAUGAAUAUGACUUUAACAAUGCUUUUGAGGUUCUUUGCAGUUUCUACAGGGUUAAGUCACUUGUUCUGAGCGGGGAGGCUAUUAAGGUAUUGCUCAGGGAAGGUUCCAUGCAUGCCCCAUUGGAUGGUACCACUUACUUGGGUGUGCAUAUUAAGAGCUUGACUGAUGACCUAGUCCCUGCAAUGGUCUCUCUUCUGAGAGGAGUGCCUAAUCUGAAGACUUUGUACAUCAAUUCUUACCCUUUCUUGCACAUUGUUAAACCGAAAGCAUGUGGUUUUAAGAGGAAAUACUGGAAAUCCCAAAAUCUGGAUUGUAUUCAUCAGCUUGAGGAGGUAUCUGUAGCACUCUCCACCGGUUAUCCUACUAAUGCCUUGGAGUUAGCAACAUAUAUUCUUGAGCAUGCUCAGAAGUUGAAGAAAAUGGUCAUAUGUUAUUUACCUCGCCAGUCCUAUAUUAUAGAGAAGGUAAAUAAAAGCAAGAAAAUUUCCUUAGCAACUGUUGUCUUUAAGGAAAGAGGAGUGAAUGACGAUGAAGCAAUGGGUGAAAAGUUAUUAUCUUGA